AUGCCAACUUGUGUGGUGCUUGGGUGCAAAAAUAUCCAGUUCCGAAACUGCGGAAAAUCCUUUCACAGGUUUGUAAAAUAUAAAACUCAUUUAAUUCGCAUGUGAAGGGGAAAAAAUUGCCUCUUACGAGAACGAUAAUUUUUUUAAGGCAAAUUAUAAAAAAAUUAUUGCAACCCUGCAUCCUGCGUUUAAAGCUGCACUUUUUCUUUGGUUAAUUAUAAAACCAACCACAUAAUUAUAAUAAUAAUACACACACAAUAUAUAAAUACUUUGUGUUUUUUGUUUAUGUAUUGUCAUGCAAUUUGCAACAAUGUUUACGUUUUGUAUAUUAUUAAAAGUACAAAUCAUCGCCAUUUUAGAUACUUGUGUUGUGCAUUGUACAAUGAAAACAAAAUAAAACACAUUUUAGCAGCUAAGUACAGAAUGUUCUGAGCAUUUUUUCUCAAUUUGUUUUUUAAUUAUUAUCUUCGCAUUCAUUUAAAUACGAAAACAAAUAAAAAAAACCCAAUUGUUUGGGGAGGGAUAUACAUAUACACACUAUUUUAUGGCCAUGUUUCACUAGUGAAUUUUCGUUUAAACUUGUUUAAAGAACAUGAAUAUUGUAACAUUCAUAAGAAGGGACUGCAGUUUAUAUCAUUAAUUUGACUCCAUAGCAAAAUUGCAUAAAAGCUGUAUAAUAGUUCAUUUUUUGUAGGUUUCCAUUCAGUCGGCCACAGCAAUUACAGUUGUGGAUUUCUAGCCUGGGCAGAGCAAACUGGUAUCCCACAAAAACAUCUGUAAUUUGCUCAGAUCAUUUUGAAGAUUCCUGUUUCGACAGAACUGGUCAAACCAUAAGAUUAAGAGAUAAUGCCAUUCCAACCACUGUAAGUUUCUAUAUAAAAUACAGUAAGAGGAAGAUGAGUUCAAGUAAAACUUAUAACAUGUCAGUUAUCUACAUGGGCGUAUCGGAAGGAAAAAAUUCGGGGGGCGGAAAAAAAAUUGCCCAACUUUUUCGGAUUGUGCCCGCGUUGUCAAAAAAAAUUUCCGUAGAAACUUUCCAAAAUUGUUGUAGACGGGGGGGGGGAGAGGGGGAGGAGUGAUUACGAAAAAUUCCUAUUAGAUAGCAUAUUUCCCACAAAAUUGACAUUAUUACCCACAAAACUGACAGAAUUUGUCCCAUUUAUUUGUAUAAUAAGCUAAUAUUGAUCGACUGUGAAGCGAAUAUUGCCCGACUGACUUUGUUUGCCCAACAAACCCACUCCCCCCCCUGCCCGGUACGCCCAUGGUUAUCUAAUAAUGGCUAACCAUGCUGAGCUCAACAUGUAAAGAAAAAAAAACAUAAGCUUACCACUUACAUUACUAGAUUAAAAAUAUAUUGAGUUAAUGAUUUAAUAUUUAAACAACUUUAAUUCAGAUAUCAACUCUCGAAAACAAUGAACCACAGCAACAUCCAUUUUCAACUGAACCUCCUAAUGCGUCUGAUCAUGAAUUUCAUGUUACAUCAAGUCCAAAUACCACUACCAUGAAAAGAAAAUUGGAUGAGGCUUUGAAUAGAGUUGAAAACCUGAAGAAAAAAUUGAAGGUGACCCAACAAAAAUCACGACGACUUAAAAAGAAGGUGCAGUCAUUGAAUGAUGUGGUGAAAGCACUUCAAAAUAAUGGUUUGAUAUCAGAAAAAUGUGCAUCUAUUCUUGAAGGGACAUGCAUGGGUGUGCCAGAUGAGCUAAUGAGAAAGGCUGUAAGAAACAAGUCGAAGAAUAUAUCUAAAUCAAAAUACCCAGAAGUGCUCAAGGCAUUUGCAACCACCUUGCAAUUUUAUUCCACCAAGGCCUAUAACUAUGUAAGACGCACAUUCCACCUUGCGCUACCACAUCCAAGCACAAUACGGAGAUGGUACCAAACCAUCAACGGCAAACCUGGGUUCACACAGGAAGCUUUCCAUGCCCUUUCAAUGAAAGUUAAAGAUGCAACAAAGAGGGGUGAUGAUGUUCUAUGUGGCCUGAUGAUUGAUGAGAUGGCAAUCAGAAAGCAUUUGGAAUGGGAUGGACAUAAAUAUGUAGGCUUCACAGAUAUUGGGAAUGGUAUAGAUGACGGCAACGACUCUUCACCAUUGGCAAGUGAAGCCUUCGUAUUUAUGGCUGUAUCACUAAACAGCAACUGGAAAGUACCUUUAGGAUACUUCCUAACUGAUGGUUUGUCAGCAUCAGAAAGGGCAAAUCUUGUGAAAACAUGCCUGUUGAAGUUGAGUGAUAUUGGAGUAAAAACAGUGUCACUGACAUGUGAUGGUCCAAGCUGCAACCAAUCUAUGAUAAAGUUGCUUGGUGCUAAGCUAGAUGUUGAUGACUUGGAUCCAUCUUUUGUACACCCAGCUAAUUCAACCAAAAGAUCCAUGUUGUUCUUGAUGUAUGCCACAUGCUGA
Messenger RNA from Paramuricea clavata, 2398 nucleotides. The record is from the annotation of a GenBank genome assembly. Lineage: Eukaryota; Metazoa; Cnidaria; Anthozoa; Malacalcyonacea; Plexauridae.